AUGUUUGACUAUUCAGCACAAAGCAUCGGCCAUGUGCUCACGAUUGUUAUUGCAUCCCCCUUUCUCUACCUAGCCUGGUGUAUAUUCUACAAUCUCUUCCUUCAUCCUCUUCGCUCCUAUCCAGGUCCUCUGCUAUGGCGACUGUCCAAAUUCCCAUCUGCAUACUAUGCACUGCAGGGCACGCUCGACAAGAAGAUGCUCCAAGUUCAUAGGAAAUACGGCACAGAGGUUCGCAUCGCUCCCGACGAGCUUAGUUUCUCUGAUGCACGCGCCUGGAAGGAUGUGCAUAUGGCAAAACCAGAAUUCACAAAAGACCGGCGCAUGAUCCAGUAUCCCCCUAAUGGUGCACAUAAUAUCCUCACAGGACCUCGUGAGGAGCAUGCUCGAUUUCGGCGUCUGCUUUCCUACGCCUUCUCGGACAAGGGUUUGCGUGAGCAGGAACCACGAAUCAAGCGCUACGUCGACCUUCUCAUGACCAGACUUCGCGAAGACGCAGACAAACCAGCUUCAGUCAACGUUGUCGAUUUGUUUACGAUGGCAGUAUUUGAUAUCGUUGGCGAGCUGGCCUGGGGAGAGAGUUUCCACGGUCUCGAAGAACGGGGCGUUCACGAAUGGAUUCCAGCGAUCCUCGCUAAUGUCAAGUAUGUAUCUCAGACUGUUAUCCUCAGAGGACUUGGAUUGGAGCGGUUUACUUCGUAUCUCGCGGAUCCCGAGCUCUUGAAAGGUCGGAAGAAGAACUACAUGCUGGCAGCGGGCCUGGCCAGUAAGCGAGCAGAAUAUAAAGGCGAGCCUCGCGGUGACUUCUGGGAUCGAGUUCUCAUCAAAAGCGAGGGCGACAAGGCGGCCACUGAGGGAAUGACUACCGCCGAGAUGAUCAACAACGCCAGUGUGCUGGUGCUGGCAGGCGCCGAGACCAGUGCCACGACUCUUAGUGGAGCAACGUAUCUCCUGCUGAAGCAUCCAGAAGUCAUGAAGAAGGCAGUCCACGAGAUCCGAACGGCUUUCAAGAGCGAAGAAGAAAUCGAUAUCCAUUCUGUGAGUCGCCUGGCGUAUAUGCUGGCCGUUCUGGAUGAAUCGAUGCGAAUCUAUCCGCCGGUGUCACAGCAGAUCCACCGAGUACCACCGUCCGGUGGAGGAAUGGUCUGUGGCAAAUGGGUUCCAGACACCGCAUCCCUCCGCCUUUGUCCAUUAGCAAUGAAUAAGACUGAGUCCAACUUUGCGCGACCGGAUGAUUUCGUGCCAGAACGGUGGCUCGCUGAUGCGCCUGCGGAAUUCUCCAACGAUGUCAAACACGCCUUCCAACCAUUCUCGCUGGGUUCCAGGAACUGCAUUGGACGUAAUCUCGCAAUCGCCGAGAUGCGAUUGAUCCUGGCCAAAAUAUUGUUCAACUUCGAUCUGGAGCUCGAUGACGAGAAGACAGGAGACUGGUUCGACCAGCAGAGCUAUGGUAUCUGGUGGAAGGGGCCGCUGUGGGUCAAAUUCUCACUGGCGAAGCGUGUAUGA
Molecule: messenger RNA, 1503 nt
Organism: Cercospora beticola
Lineage: Eukaryota; Fungi; Ascomycota; Dothideomycetes; Mycosphaerellales; Mycosphaerellaceae
Product: cytochrome P450
Molecular function (GO): iron ion binding; heme binding; monooxygenase activity
Source: RefSeq, a predicted model, not a curated record